This is a messenger RNA of Hyla sarda, 812 nucleotides long. Its product is annotated as alpha-crystallin A chain. Gene Ontology annotation, biological process: protein refolding; lens development in camera-type eye; response to heat. The coding region runs from base 198 to 713 and encodes 171 amino acids. NCBI's taxonomy places the organism in Eukaryota, Metazoa, Chordata, Amphibia, Anura, Hylidae. Gene Ontology annotation, molecular function: protein folding chaperone; structural constituent of eye lens. The record is from RefSeq and is a predicted model, not a curated record. The transcript has 3 exons.
GCUGGCACAGGAGAUGCUGGUUGCGCAGACAUUGUCCCCGGGGUCAGACAGGGAAUGUGCUGAGUGCGGAUGAGGUGAUGUCUCCUCGGGGAUCUGGUUAAUUCCUCCCCUUUGAUCAUGUGACCCUCUCUGUGGGUAUAUAGAGGGCAGCUGCACAUCGUGGUCUUUAAGUCUGAGUCUGGCUUCCCGUCUCCACUAUGGACAUCACUAUUCAGCCCCCCUGGUUCAAGCGAACCCUGAACCCCUUCAGUCGCCUCUUCGAUCAGAUCUUUGGGGAGGGGAUGUUGGAUUACGACCUGUUCCCCUUCUUCUCCUCCACCAUCAGCCCCUACUACAGGCAGUCUCUCUUCAGGGGGUACAUGGAUUCCGGGGUCUCUGAGGUGCGCUCCGACCGGGAACGUUUUGUCAUUAACUUGGACGUGAAACAUUUCUCCCCUGAGGAUCUGACGGUCAAAAUUAUGGAUGAUUUUGUGGAGAUCCAUGGAAAACAUAAUGAAAGACAGGACGAUCACGGAUUCAUCUCACGGGAGUUUCAUCGCCGUUACCGCCUCCCCCAGAACGUGGACCAUUCGUCAGUCAGCUGCUCCCUCUCCGGUGACGGCAUCUUGACCUUCUCUGGUCCUAAACUUCUCUCCAACCUGGAUUCAAGCCACAGCGAGAGACCCAUCCCUGUAUCCCGUGAUGAGAAACCUACCUCCGCUCCCUCCUCCUAAACCGCCACCUACCUGUCGUCAUCAGUUCUACUUUCCUUUACCCCCAUUGUCUCCCCUGUGACCACGGGGCCAAACAAGCAAUAAAGAUUAUAUCGUUAU